AGCCCUCAGCACACAAGGAGAUAGCUAUUUUUAUGGAGAGCAGCUUCUGGGUACUGCUCACAGAGAAGAAAGUUCUAGAAGAGCAGAACUGGGGGCAUAGGAAGAGCCAAGACUAUCUGAAGCUGCUUACAAGUAUAGGCAAAAUGAAGGUGACCCUGGUGCAUCUGUUGUUCAUGAUGUUGCUGCUGUUGUUAGGCCUGGGGUUGGGACUGGGCCUGGGCCUUCACAUGGCUGCUGCCAUCCUGGAGGAUCAGCCACUGAAUGAGUUUUGGCCCAGUGACUCCCAGAAUACUGAGGCCACUGAAGAGGGAGAGGGCACCCGGACCCCAGAAGCCCUGGCACUUGGCUACAAAGAAAUGGCGCAACCUGUCUGGCCCGAAGAGACUGACCUCAGUGAAGAUGAAGUCGGGGGAAGUAGGAUGUUGAGGGCUGAGACCUUCUUUCAGAGCAAACAAGACUACCUUAAGUUUGACUUGAGUGUCAGGGACUGUAAUACCAUGAUGGCCCACAAGAUAAAGGAGCAUAAUCAGAGCUGCAUAAACCAGUACGCUUUCAUCCAUGAGGACCCAAGCACAGUCAAAGCCGUCUGUAACAGUCCCCUGGUUGACUGUGACCUCAAGGGGGGCAAAUGUCACAAAAGUCCCCGGCCUUUUGAUCUGACAUUGUGCAAGUUGGCCAAACCAGGCCAAGUCACUCCCAACUGCCGCUAUCUGACUUACAUAAUUGAAAAGGUCAUUAUCAUAACGUGCAACGACAUGAAACAACUGGAGGCUAAAUGAAACAGCUCGUGCCUUUCUCUUCUCUUCAUCUCGUUGCCUCUCUUCUUUUGCAUUUCCAUUUGCUGAUGCUUCUGUCACCUCCUUGGGUUUGCUAACUAUAGAGAAGGUCCUGGGAGGAGAGGACGGACAACUGCUGAUCUUUGUCUUCUGAAAAUAUUAUUCUUUGCAUGGGGGGGGGUGGUCAUCCAAUUUGCAUUUUGUUCUGGGGGCCAGAAAUGGCAAAAUAAUAAUGCUUAGUUUCUCCUAGAUAUCUCUCACCUUUAAUCCCUGUCCUACAAAGGCCAAACUCUAGACCUUACCUUAGCCAUAGUCAUCAGCCUGAUCCCUGGACUGAAUAUACCUUGGGUGUAGACUAGAAGAGUCUAAUGCCUCCUUUACCCACCUCCUUCCCUGCUACCUACAUGGGGCCUCUACAUGCUACCUACUUGUGGUAAUCACAGACUCCUGGGCCCUAUACAAAGCAACAUACCUCUGCUGCAGAUGCAACUGAAGUGAUUCUACCUAGGACUGUGUCUGGAAAGCUAUGUGGCUAGGCUUCUUUUCCUGAGCCUGGAAAAUUACUGAGGUGAGGUGGUGAGGGGCAUAGACUGGAAGAUCAAGUGUGCCCUUCUCCCAGCCUUGAGCAGGCUAAAUAGACCUUAAGUGUUUGCCACAGUUGGACCUUAAUGACCCAGGUGGAGUCAAUUUCCUACAGUAGCAGACUGCCCUCUGAGCUUGCUUUGCAACAUAAUCCAGCUGAAACAAAGCAACUCAAUCCAGCUGAAACAAAGGAUGGGUCUGUGGGCUUUCCCUAGUGCUGACUAUUAAACUUUGAGCCUUGAUCAG
This is a messenger RNA of Mastomys coucha (southern multimammate mouse), 1604 nucleotides long. It is a transcript of the gene Rnase10, whose product is annotated as ribonuclease A family member 10 (inactive). Bases 33 to 779 code for a protein of 248 amino acids. NCBI's taxonomy places the organism in Eukaryota, Metazoa, Chordata, Mammalia, Rodentia, Muridae. The record is from RefSeq and is a predicted model, not a curated record. Gene Ontology annotation, molecular function: nucleic acid binding. The transcript has 2 exons.